Messenger RNA from Varroa destructor (honeybee mite), 1362 nucleotides. RefSeq names its product mitochondrial ribosomal protein L52 (gene mRpL52). The record is from RefSeq and is a predicted model, not a curated record. Gene Ontology annotation, cellular component: mitochondrial large ribosomal subunit. Gene Ontology annotation, molecular function: structural constituent of ribosome. Gene Ontology annotation, biological process: mitochondrial translation. Lineage: Eukaryota; Metazoa; Arthropoda; Arachnida; Mesostigmata; Varroidae.
UGCGAUUCUGUAAUUGACUCAAAAUAGAGUAUCUCGUAUAAGAACUGCGUUCAUAAUUUAUACUCGUGACUUGUAACAUGUUAGUAAACAGUGCUUAGAGCAGACAACUUAUGUGGACAUAUUCGCUUAAGCCGUAUGCGCUGAGAGCCAAUCAAUGUAGAACCGUGCGCGACAGUGUUCCCUAUAGAUUAGGUCUACAUUUUCAUUUAUUUAAUUAUAGCGAUGCAUAGUUUAAUUCAACGUUUUGCUGUGCCAACUUGCGAGCUUGGCCUCAUUACUGCCCGAAGUAUACACACAACGUCGGCUGUGUUUGCGGGAGCACGAUUCCGUGAAAGCAAGGGUCAGCCGAGGCACGUCAAUAUGACCAGGGAAUUUGCUGAUGCACCCGAUUGGUCCUAUCUCGAUGGCAGACCAGCGCCAUUAGGCUCCGGUCAACGUAAACGCUACCUUCAGCAAGUGGAAUACAACCAAGCUAUUCAGAGGAUGAUUCACGAGGUGGAUACAGCUAAGACAGCCGAAGCAGAGCGUAUACAAAAAAUUGCUGAAACCAAGCAGCAGAUUAUUGCCAACAAACUUCGUCCAAAAGGCAAAGAUUUAUUUUCUGAAAACAACAAAUAUGCGUCACAAGCACGCAAGAGACCGUCAUUGUCCCGUCGUGUAGAGAACAAUUGACGAAAACUGUAAUUUACUUUAGCAUUGGAAAUUAAUAAUCGUAGAGUCAGCGAAUACUAGGGGACAUCCUGACUUCUAUAAAAAAAAAAAAUAAAUAAAGAUGGUGGUGUGGCUUAAUACAAACAUUGGCUCUUAUGGGUUGUUCGUUUUAGCUGCUAAAAUGGUAUCAAGUAGUUCAUAUUAUUUUUGUAGUAUAUAUACAUGGAGAGUUUCUCAUUCAUAUUGACAGAAAGUGCGACUAAAGAUAGUAUUGUACUGAGAAAUAAAACAGUCUACGGAUCAAAAUUAUUUAUUCGACAUUUUUGAUUAAUAUGACUAAUUAUCUUACUACACUGUUUUUCCACCAAUUUAGUGUAGUAUAGUAAAUCGACCACUGUUCUAUAUAUGACAGCGCUUGCCUUCUUGCGUAAUAAUCUACCGAAUUAUUGCACUUGCCAUUAUGUCUUACUUUUUCUGAGGCCAUUUGCCGUAGGAACUCUGCUAAUAUCUACUAAAGUUUAGCUUAGAAUCUGUGAACACAAAUAAUUAUUUUGCAACAUUGUUACAGAAUGCGUGAAAGUAGAUAGACGCCUAUUUCUUAGCCUUCACUGUUAUAUUUGAAAUAUAUGUUUAUCAUUGGCUCCCAGAAAAAGACUGUUAUAAAAACCGAAGUAUGCCGAUAAGUCUCGAAAAGACUUUGUUGAUUCGUUU